Messenger RNA from Periophthalmus magnuspinnatus, 1916 nucleotides. RefSeq names its product MYC proto-oncogene, bHLH transcription factor a (gene myca). The record is from RefSeq and is a predicted model, not a curated record. Gene Ontology annotation, molecular function: protein dimerization activity; RNA polymerase II cis-regulatory region sequence-specific DNA binding; DNA-binding transcription factor activity, RNA polymerase II-specific. The coding region runs from base 259 to 1545 and encodes 428 amino acids. Gene Ontology annotation, biological process: positive regulation of cell population proliferation; regulation of transcription by RNA polymerase II. Lineage: Eukaryota; Metazoa; Chordata; Actinopteri; Gobiiformes; Gobiidae. The transcript is spliced from 3 exons.
GAUUCUCACGCUGCUGAUGACAGACGGCGCGUCGGACCCACCGGCUCGCCUCUGCAGCCUGCUACAACUUUACACGCAUGCACUUUUCCCACGGCUUCACACAAAUAUCACGCAACGGAUUAAAUGAAACUUUUGCAUUGGAUUAACCCACUUUUACUUGCUUUUACCGGUUUUUUGUGGCUUUCCUACUAUAUUCCACUGCGAGAUUUAAACCUAAAAGAUUCCCAACACUGAGAGUGACGACAAAGACCUUACACCAUGCCGCUGAAUCCAAGUUUCGCGAGUAAAAACUAUGAUUACGACUACGACUCAAUGCAGCCCUAUUUCUACUACGAUAACGAGGAGGAGGACUUCUACCCCCAGCAGCUUCAGCCCCCGGCACCGAGUGAGGACAUCUGGAAGAAAUUCGAACUGUUGCCGACCCCUCCUCUGUCUCCCAGCCGGCGGCCGUCCCUGUCCAGUCUGUUCCCCUCCACGGCAGAUCAGCUGGAGAUGGUCACAGAGUUUCUGGGCGAUGACGCGGUCAACCAGAGCAUCAUCUGCGACGCGGACUAUUCCCAAACCUUUCUCAAAUCCAUAAUCAUUCAGGACUGUAUGUGGAGUGGAUUUUCUGCAGCGGCCAAACUGGAAAAGGUAGUGUCCGAGAGACUCGCCUCCCUCCACGCUGCCAGAAAGGAGUCAGCGUGCGGGGAUAACGCGGAGGGCUCCGGAAGCGCACCGUGGAGACUUAAUAGCAGCUACCUCCAGGACUUGAGCACCGCAGCGUCUGAGUGCAUUGACCCCUCUGUGGUGUUUCCGUACCCCGUAGCAGAGAUUCCUAAGCAGAACACUGUCGUAUCGCCUACUAAGGAUUUAGGACUGGACACGCCGCCCAACAGUGGCAGCAGCAGCAGUUGUAGUGACUCUGAAGAUGAGGAUGCAGAUGAUGAUGAUGAUGAUGAUGAAGAGGAGGAGCAGGAGGAUCAGGAGGAAGAGGAGGAGAUUGAUGUGGUGACAGUGGAGAAGAGGCAGUCGGUAAAACGCUACGACCUAAGCCCGACAGAGAGCAGACACCCCAGCCCUCUGGUGCUCAAGAGGUGCCACGUCUCCACCCACCAGCAUAAUUAUGCCGCUCACCCAUCCAUGAGGCAGGAGCAGCCCGCCGUCAAGAGGCUGAAGCUGGAGAGUCCUGGUAGUGGCGGGGGCGGCAGCGGUAACAGUGGUGGUCACAGCCACAGAGUGCUCAAACAGAUCAGCAGCAACCGCAAGUGUUUGAGUCCACGGACAUCAGACACUGAGGACUACGACAAGAGAAGGACUCACAAUGUACUAGAGCGACAGAGGAGGAACGAGCUCAAGCUCAGCUUCUUUGCACUGAGGGACGAGAUCCCCGAAGUGGCCAACAACGAGAAGGCAGCUAAAGUGGUGAUCUUGAAAAAGGCCACAGAGUGCAUCUACAGCAUGCAGUCGGACGAACAGAGACUGGUGUCAGUCAAAGAGCAGCUGCGGAGGAAAAGUGAACUCCUAAAGCAGAGACUCUCACAGCUGCAGGCCUGUCGAGCCUGAACCUUCAACUACAGACUUUUGAGUUUAGUUUUUUAUGCAAGUUCACAACUUCUUGACUUAGGGUGUACAGUUAUUGUUGCAUGCAAAUGCAAGAUUAAGUUUUGGAAUCUUGUUUGAUUUCAAUGUUAAAACUGCCUCAAUUGAAGUUAUGGGUGGAGUAAAUAUUUAAAAUUUAUUUUUAUUAAUAAAAUAUGAAAAUGGGUUACUAUGUUGAUGACCCAAACUAAAAUAUAAAUUUUUAUGUUUUGUAUAUAGUUAAAUAUUUCCUAAGAAAAUGUAUUUUUGGAUCUCAAUUGUCUGGAUGUUCAGACCCAGUGUUUGGUUUUUCAUUUUGUUCUAGAUUUUUUUCAAAUAUAAAAUGCUUUUCUUGA